GGCUAGUUUUGAGUGAGUUUUGAUGUGUUGUUUGCGCUGAAAAACCUGUGACCAAAAGCGCUGCCGGUGCUUGAAAAGCACUACCGCUGCCAAACGCAACGCCUGGGCCUUCCACAGCAAGCAUUUAUCGCGUGCAGCAACAGCCAACCGGCAGCCGCCAGCGCUGCUGGUCUAGAAAGCAAAGCCAGCCACUGCAGCACCGAUGAUCAAACGCAUCGCAUUGCUCGCAGCAGCCGCGUGCGGCAUCUCAAUGCCGCGCAACAUGCUGCCACGAAGAGUUAAAAGGGAAGAGACGCUCCCGCUGCACCGCGCCGUCGCGAUAAGAGGAGGAGGCGACGCGCAGGACGUCGCGGCGCGCGCGCUCGGCUACUGUAUCGGCGCCGGCAGCACGAUUCUGUUCGCGCCCAUCGUCUACACGCUCGCAACCCAAAAGUCCGCCGACGGUUUAUCGUUGUCGACGUUCACCCUGUCGCUCUGCGGCUACUCGUGCAGUGCGGCGUACAACUUCAAGAAGGGCCACGCUAUUUCAACAUACGUCGAGAGCGUCUUGCUGGCGGUCCAGUGCGCGGUGAUUUCCUUCGUCUGUGCCGUGCUCAAGGGCAUCGCCGUCGAACGCGUCCUAUUGGGAUCAAUAGCGUACGUCGGCGCGGCCCUCUUGCUAUUACUGGGCAGCCCGCCACCAAGGUUAUUGGCCGUCCUCCAGGUCUGGGCGACGUCGCUCCUCCUGGUCUCGUUGAUACCGCAGCUCUACCUCAACUACUCGCGGAAGGAGCCGGGCCAGUACUCGCCCGUCACUGCUGGUCUGUCUGUAUUAGGCAACUCGAUCCGCAUCUUCACGACCCUCACGCUCACGAAGGAUCCCCUGCUGCUUUUGGGGUUCGCGCUCGGGUUCAGUCUGAACGCGACGCUGCUGGGGCAGAUAAUGUUCUACACGUAAACAAAAC
Molecule: messenger RNA, 944 nt
Organism: Pelagomonas calceolata
Lineage: Eukaryota; Pelagophyceae; Pelagomonadales; Pelagomonadaceae
Source: the annotation of a GenBank genome assembly